AUGACUACCAAUCCUACUCCUAGCGACUCAGAAUCUUCUGCUAACCAAUCCGGAGCAAGCCCCGGCGGCGUUCCGCUUGUUGAAGAAUCCGUUGAGCCUCGGGCCUCCUCCACUCCGGAACCCCAAGUCAAUCCGGAGCAGAAUGAAGCACCCGCUUCCCCGCAAACUGCCCACGCUGAUCACGCUUUUGGGGAGGACUGGAUACAACUGCCUGAUGAAUUCAAUUCUGGCAUUAUGGCCCUCCUUGGACAACUUCAAGGUCCCCUUGCGCUUGAACUAGACGAGGCUGGUGGCCCCAGAUUGCCCCAAGGGCAAGACGAACCUGCAUUUGCUCAGAAUGCCCUAGAACUCGUCCGUCUUCUUCAGGCAAUGCCCCAAGCUGCGCCAGCUCAACCGGCCCAAAUCGACGAAACCGCCUGGGUAGAAAUGCUGCAAACUCUUACUCCUGAACAACGACUCAUCGUCGAAGGUUUUGAGAAUAGGACAAUUACAGUUCGACGAGAGCUUGUCAACAGCCCUGCCCAGGACAAUAAUCGUAUGGUAGCCCUCCGCGAAUUCUUGGAUCACCUUGAAGAGCUUCGCAGAAUUCUGGCCAAUUUACCCCGCGAAACUGCCAGAAUGAUUGAGCGAUUCUAUGCUGAGGCGCAUCGGGAGAUCGAUCGGCUGAUGGACAACCCUGACCAUAUUGCCGCGGCGCGACAAAACAUUGAUCCCCUGCUUGAUAGCCUGAUCAACACUAACUUGACGUCUCUCUCCUCAGAUGUUCCUCAGCACGACUCCACCAAGUGCACAGUCUGCUUGGAGGAGUAUGCUGAAAGCGAUGUAAUUGUGGUACUACCAUGCCACCCAACCCACCACUUUGACCGACGCUGCAUUCACGACUGGCUGCAAACCUUGGUCCCCGGACCUCCUACCUGUCCUAACUGCAGAGCCCCAAUCGUCUUCCAACAUGAUCCUGCCCCUCCCCCUCAGUGA
Messenger RNA from Puccinia graminis f. sp. tritici CRL 75-36-700-3, 975 nucleotides. RefSeq lists its product as uncharacterized. Gene Ontology annotation, cellular component: cytoplasm. Bases 1 to 975 code for a protein of 324 amino acids. NCBI's taxonomy places the organism in Eukaryota, Fungi, Basidiomycota, Pucciniomycetes, Pucciniales, Pucciniaceae. The transcript has 2 exons. The record is from RefSeq and is a predicted model, not a curated record. Gene Ontology annotation, biological process: ubiquitin-dependent protein catabolic process. Gene Ontology annotation, molecular function: ubiquitin protein ligase activity.